AUGUCGGGUAUAGAGGUAGUAGGCUUGAUCCUAGGAAGCCUACCGCUACUGAUCUCAGCCGGCGAACACUAUCGAGAGGGUUUCGAGCCUUUGAAGAAAUGGAAUCGCUUCCGGACAGACUUCAUUGGCUUUAUCGAUAGAUUGGACAUCGAAAGACAACUGUAUCAUCAAAUGCUGCAGCGUCUUUUACUAUCAACAGGCGUUCCCCCUUAUCAAUUGCGACUCUUUAUGGAUUCGGAAUUUGCGGGAUGGCGUGAACCGACAUUACUGAAAGAUUUAGGGUUGCGGCUCGGUCCAAUCUUACCUGCAUUUCUCAGCACCAUUCAUACUAUGAAUGGAUUGAUAAUGAAACUUCAUUCUUUGUUGUCACUUAAGAACGGAAAGGUCGACUGGGCUAGAAGUGGUGGUGAUCAAUGGGAUUACCAGUUGAAAAGAAUACGACUGAGCUUCAGCAAAAGCGGACUUUCUCUAUUGGACAACUUCGAGUCUCAUAAUCGAAAACUCCGUGAACUUCUCGAUUCAAAUGACAAGCUCGGCGGUGUCCAAAAGGUCUCCGAAGCCAAACAGCGUUUGAAUCUUCUUCAAAACGUCAAAACUCUUGCAGACAGUGUAUACGGUGCUGUUACCGAUGCAUGGAAAUGCAAAUGUGUCGAGCCUCACAUUAUUAUGUUUCUUCUCCAGCGUUCGGAGGUCAUCUCAAAGUCACCUGCGUUCAGGAUGUCUUUCUCGAUUCAAUCCACAAAGAGCGACGCUAAAGAUAACUGGAUCAAUCGAGAUACGACUUUGUUAUCCCACGAAGAUCUGGGGACUGUGCUAGCGCUUCCCAAGGGAGAGCAGAAAACGACAGAGCUUGAUUAUCUGACUGUUCUGAGAAAGGAUUUCGGAGCAACCCCUGUUUCGCAUGUCAAAAUGCCCUCACUUCCAUACUUGGCACCGAUCCCAUUCGUAAACUCUUGCCAGUCUUCGCAAAGCGCAAUCAAUCGUAAUAUUACCAAUGGGCGGUCGAGAUCGUCACAUUCAAUCGACACUAGCUUUUCCUCUACCUCAACCACUUCUGAUAUGACGGACCUUUCUGAUAACACGACUCUGUCAACGAUAAGUUCUUCUACAUCAAUCUCUACUAUGACAAAAGCUAAGCCGAUCAAAUCAAGCCGUUGGCCCUUUUUCCGUAGUCCUAACAAGAAACAAGUGUCGGAUAUCUCACAACCGCACGCUACACCCCAAACUGCUAGUGAACAACAUUCGGCAUCUCUGCAGCUGUUAGAAAACUUUACCCAUGCAGGUUGCACUCGGAUUGAAGAUCUUUGCUCGGUGUUGUGUGUACCUCCCGGACCUUCACCAUGUAUAGGCCAUCUUGUUCGGGAUCGAGAAACCUUUGAGCUCCGAUCAGCAAUACAAAAGCAACUGGCCCCAAAACACACCACUCUGAAGACGCUACUUAAGAAACCGAAAAAGCUUUAUCUCUUAAGUCGACGAAACCGCUAUGCUAUUGGAAGUACCCUAGCAUCAUCCUUACUGGCACUACAGACCUCAAGUUGGCUAGCCCGCGGCUUGGACAAUGAGACUAUUCUUUUUUAUAUGCGAAACGACCCCGCGCGAACGGACUUGUUGAACGAGGGUCCUUAUGUCAAGAAUACGUUUUAUUCGUCAUUGAAGAAAGCUACAAGUGCCUCUCCGAGUCCAAGUACUGUUGAGCAGGAAAGAUCUGCGACACGACGUGCGAUUUUUCAACUCGGCAUUCUCCUUCUCGAACUCUGCUUCGGCGAGUGCAUGGAAGACCAAACCGAGCUUUCGAAAAAUCAUCUCAUUGAUGGUAAACCACACUCUGCCACUGCGAUCCUGACCGCCCAGAACUGGUUGGAAGAAGUAGAAGAAGAAGAGCCAGAUCUAGCGCCGAUCAUUCGAUCAUGUGUUCUGUGCACAUUCCCUUACAAGUGCGACUGGUCGAAUGAGAAGUUUACCCAGUCCUUUUGUGCAACCGUUGUUGAACCAUUGGAGGAGCUUUCAAGGAGAUGGGAUCAGGCAACGAAAGUAUUACUUGCGUAG
Molecule: messenger RNA, 2046 nt
Organism: Glarea lozoyensis ATCC 20868
Lineage: Eukaryota; Fungi; Ascomycota; Leotiomycetes; Helotiales; Helotiaceae
Exons: 5
Coding region: 1-2046 (681 amino acids)
Source: RefSeq, a predicted model, not a curated record